This is a messenger RNA of Hermetia illucens (black soldier fly), 3345 nucleotides long. It is a transcript of the gene Pcif1, whose product is annotated as mRNA (2'-O-methyladenosine-N(6)-)-methyltransferase. Gene Ontology annotation, cellular component: nucleus. NCBI's taxonomy places the organism in Eukaryota, Metazoa, Arthropoda, Insecta, Diptera, Stratiomyidae. Gene Ontology annotation, molecular function: RNA polymerase II C-terminal domain binding; mRNA (2'-O-methyladenosine-N6-)-methyltransferase activity. The transcript is spliced from 6 exons. The coding region runs from base 263 to 2470 and encodes 735 amino acids. The record is from RefSeq and is a predicted model, not a curated record.
UUGCAAAUGGCGAACGAUUCGGUCGGACAUAACUUUUUUCAACUUCUCGAAAAUCGCUCCGGUCACGUUUGUCGUUAUGUUUUUAUUGAAAAUCUCAAUAAAAAAUUAAUUCGUAUGUUCAAUGUGAUUUGUUCAAAUUGAAGUUUUCCGAUUUCAGAGGCAAAUUCAAAACAUUUUGUUACCUUCGGGUAACAGAUCCACAAAAGGAUCUCUCCAAAAUUCACCGUAAGCUUUAAAAAAUUAUCAUUUGUGAUCGUCCAACAUGAAUGACACGGCGAGCACAUCUAAAGACAUAGUCAGUGUGCCAUCAAUGCCUACAGGACCGUCAGCAUGGGAGCAGCUCACAGCUCCCCAGAACCAAAAUGACGCAGGUGCAGCAAAUAACAGCAAUCUCACAUUGGCCUCAUCCAGCACUUCGCUGUUGCCUACCACACCGGUAAAAACAAUUUCAUCACCAGAGCCCAUGGCGCACACCCCUCAAGGUCCGCCAACAUCACAUGGUCCUGUUUACGGGGAAGAAUUAACAACAGAAUUGGUGAACCAAGGAUGGCGAAAGUUCUGGUCAAAACGUGAAAAUCGGCCGUACUACUGGAAUCGGUUGACCGGCGAAUCGUUGUGGGAAAUGCCCGGGCAACAGCAUCGAGCAUUUGAUCCACUAACAGAUCCAUUAGGUAUCUGCAGUCCCGGCCAGCCCGGGCCCAGUCCUAAUAGCCCCCAAUCGAACGCACAUGGAAACCUUAAACGUCGGCCAUCUGAAGAUGCACAACAUCCCCAUCAGGGGCAUGGCGGCGCACCGCCUCCUAUGAAGAAAUUCAUUCUUUCAGGUCCAUGGGAUCUAGAAAUAUUUACAAAUGCUGUGAUUGUCGAGCGUCCACCAACGCUUUUACCACAUCCUCAUCCAGAAAUCGAAGCUAUGCGAGCGGCUCUCACAAUGAAACUAGUGCGAACCUACGAAGAUUUGUGCCUGCGACGAGAAAACAUCAAAGCCCCCAGAGAUUCCUUUAUCAGGUGGAUAAUGGAGCGGAAAGUUAUCGACCGAGGCUGCGAUCCACUGCUUCCAAGCCUUUGCAUACCCGAAGUCUCACCAUCGAUGUAUCGAGAAAUCAUGAAUGAUAUUCCCAUAAAAAUAGUCAAACCAAAAUUCACAGGUGACGCAAGAAAGCAACUAUCUCGAUACGCGGAAGCUGCUAAAUACAUUAUAGAAUCACGUUCCGCCCCGGCGGAGAGUAAAAAGAUCGUAAAAUGGAACGUGGAAGACACGUUCCAAUGGUUACGUCGAACAGUCGGAGCAAGUUACGAAGACUUCCAGGAUCGGCUGGCACAUUUGAAACGACAAUGUGAACCGCAUCUGGUAGAGACAGUCAAGGGGAGCGUGGAAGCGCUUUGUACAAAAAUCUACAAUUUGUCUGGAGAACAUGCAAAACGGAUUCGUGAGAAACAUAUACUUUUGUUGAAGGAUCAUGGAAUCGGUGAACCCACACCACCACCUCCACCGCCUGUUUUGAAAAAAGUCUGGUGCUAUCCCAUUCAAUUUUCAGUUCCAUCACCGCGUAUGCCUGUUGUUGAGUACCUUCAGGAUCGUGAUCAUAUGGUGAUAAAAUAUACACCGUCAUCAAUGUCACAACCUGAUUCGUUGUUUAUUAAUCUUACGCACUUGCAAAAGUUGGAACAACUUUAUCGCUACAACUGUUUCGACGAUAAAAAAUUUGACCUAUUCAUCGGUCGGGUGUGGUGCUUACUGAAACGAUAUCAGACAUUUCUUGGCAAUUCAGUGAAUUCAUCACAAGAAGCCGAAAUGACUCAGGCUUCACUUCCAGUGCCCGUUUUUGAAUGUCUUCAUCGACAUUUUGGCGUUACAUUCGAGUGCUUCGCAUCGCCAUUGAAUAGUUAUUUUCGUCAAUUUUGCUCGGCAUUUGCCGACACCGAUGCUUACUUCGGAUCUCGAGGGCCUUUCUUGGAAUUCAAACCGGUGUCGGGAUCUUUCCAAGUCAAUCCUCCACAUUGUGAUGAAUUGAUUGACGCAACGCUCGCACAUAUCGAGAAGCUAUUGAAUGAUUCUAUUGAACCGCUGAGCUUCAUAGUAUUCCUUCCGGAGUGGAAAUGCAUAGCGAAACUUGAAGAAAACAUCUACAAAAGGCGAUCGGUUAUUAUACUUGGGAUGGCUCACGAGUACCGCCAUGGCUACCAGCACAUUACACCACAACAUGAAGUCACUGUGAAAAGUAUGCACGGCACCGUUGUCGUCUGGCUACAAAACAAUGCCGGCUACGCCCGCUGGGGACCAAAUGAGAAUCGCGUUGAAGCCUUACGGGAGGCCUUCCGACCGGCACGCGAUAAAGAACGUGAUAAACUGCAACAGCAGCAGCAGCAACAACAGAAUUCAUCGUCAGCGACAAAUUCUAAUGAUAGCAGUGGUAGCAGUGCUGCCAUCGACCCCGCAUCAACUGCGAAUGCAUCAAAUUCAAUUUAGUGUUAGAUCGCCGACUAUGACUGCAGUUGCAACUAUUAUUUCGUUGUUACUAUCUUUAUUCGUAGAAUUAAGACUUAAAGUGGACGAUUUUAUUUUUACUCUUGUAUUUUUUUAUUUCAUAUUAUAUAUAUAUACAUUUCUCCUCUAUUUUUAAGCCUAAAAACACUAAAGUGAAAGAGAAAAGAGAAAAUCAAUAUAUAUUUAUUACGAAAAUAUAAGAAAUUUUAUUUUCAAUGUUAUGAACAUUAAUUCUGUGCGCGUGAGUCGUGAGUAGUUCAAGUGUGAAGGGCGGAGCGUUUGUAGACGAUAUAUGCCAAUUAAAUUGACAAAAUUUAUGCUUAGUUUUAGUGAAAUGUGUAAAUCAUUUUCGGCACAUAAAAUUUCUAAGGUAACAUGAAACAUGAUGUCGUUGUAAGGGAACUUUUUAAUACACACACACACCAUUCAUUUAAGAAAUCGUAGAAUAAUAAAUGUUUAUUCGCUGGUCUCGCCAUAAAUGGCUGUUAUAAUAAUAUUAUUUGUCGGAAAAUUGUAUUCACAUGUUGGAGAAAUAGAAUUGUUGUUGAUUGUGUUAGCCUCUCCGUUAUGCUGCUGUCUGCUCUUUUAUUUUUCCUUCUUUCGUAUAAGAAACUGGCUCUAGUCGUCUUUUGAGUUUAAGUGAAAUCUAGACAUGGUUUCCGUUCGCACAAAAUCCAAAAUAUGCCUCAUGCAAUAUAAAACACUUUCAUGCAGUUGCUAAGAAUAUUUUAAUCUUUCUUUCUUCUUCUUUUUCUUCAGCCUUUGUCCCGUUCACAAGCGAGGUCGGCUCGUCGUGAUCGCUUUCGCCAUUUGGCUCUAUCGAAUGCCUGAUCUGGGUGCAAUCUUGAGGCUUUCAA